Molecule: messenger RNA, 1656 nt
Organism: Stylophora pistillata
Lineage: Eukaryota; Metazoa; Cnidaria; Anthozoa; Scleractinia; Pocilloporidae
Biological process (GO): nuclear-transcribed mRNA catabolic process, nonsense-mediated decay; deadenylation-dependent decapping of nuclear-transcribed mRNA
Cellular component (GO): P-body; cytoplasm
Molecular function (GO): 5'-(N(7)-methylguanosine 5'-triphospho)-[mRNA] hydrolase activity; manganese ion binding; RNA binding
Source: RefSeq, a predicted model, not a curated record
UAAGAUGGCGUCCGAUCAAGACGUGGAAGCUGACUCUCCUUACAUACCUUUCAAUUCAAUUAUUCCACAAACAAUUUUAGAGGAUUUAUGCAGCCGUUUCUUAAUUAACAUACCGGAAGAGGAAAGGAAAGAUGUCGUUCGGUUGUGCUUUCAGAUCGAGACAGCACAUUGGUUUUACGUCGAUUUCUAUCGACAGGAACAACCAGAUCUCCCAGCCUGUGGUCUUAAGGAUUUUACGAGAAUUAUAUUUGAGCAGUUUCCAUUUCUCAAUAAAACUGGGGAAAAUAUCAACAGAAUUUUUGAGAACUGGAAAAAGUACAAGCACAGUGUUCCAGUCUAUGGAGCAAUAAUGUUGAAUCAAUCCUUGGAGAAGUGUGUAUUAGUGCAACCUUUUCUAUCACGCACAAGUUGGGGUUUUCCAAAAGGAAAGGUUAACAAAGAUGAAUCAGCAUUUGAUUGUGCAGUUAGGGAGGUAUUAGAAGAGACUGGAUUUGAUAUGAGAUUUUAUGCAGACCCAGACAAUUAUUUUGAACACAAAUUCCAGGAUCAUCAGGUUAGAUUGUACAUUGUCCCUGGAGUCCCUGAGAAAACAGUGUUCCGGCCACACACAAGAGGGGAGAUUGGGGAUAUACAGUGGUUUUACGUAAGCAAUCUUCCCACUCACAAGAAAGACACUGUUAGCCGAGAGAUCCUGGGACUAAAUCCAAAUGCUUUCUACAUGGUUAUGCCGUUUGUAAAAAAUCUGCGGAAAUGGAUUGCAACGCGAAAGAAAGAAGCAAAUAAACCUAAUCCGGAGCCGGUUGCUUUGGAAUCACCGGGAAAUGCUCAACUUCAGAAACUACUCGCUAAAGAAGAUCAACGCUUAGAACAAGAACAGAAACGCGCUGCCGUUGAGAGAAGAAGAAAGCAACAACAGGAGCGAUUCCAACAGCAGCACGAUCUAAACCAUCCCCUGCGAUAUCACCACGUGCAACAGAGAGGGAAUACGAUGAAAGAUUAUCAGGCUUUGAAGGAAAAAAAUUCAGCACACCGUUCUUCUCCAGUUGCGAAAGAAAAGGAAGGAAAGCCGGUCUACAAGAUAUUACAGCGGCCAACUGACGAGUCAUACACAGAGGAACCUUCUAAUCCUUUGCAAAAACUUCUCUCUGGAAGCUUGGGUUAUGGUCCCGUAACAGCACAUCAACCCUUUCCACCUAUGGGCGUGGCCACUCCUGAGGGGAGCGUUAACCCCCCAUACCACCACACGCACGGUGUCAUCGGUGUCCACAGAGAACAUUUAUCUCUUGAGACCCCUCCCAAGUCGUCGCGCUCAAAGCAGCCGGCAACGUCUCCCUCAGAACACUGCUGGGAGGAUAAAGAGUUUCAAUUCUCAUCACCGGCGUUUUUAAAUUUUAAGUUUGACACCAAAUCGAUUUUAGACUGUUUACCAACGUAGCUUACAAGAGGUUCGUCACAUAUCCAACAUAAAAAAGGAAUUCUGAUGGUGCCAAAGAAUGAUUCUUUGCCAGGAUUUGUUUUUCAGCCACGAAGAACGCCUCAACGUUAUGAAGAAAUGCAUCCCUUUUUUAAUUGAGCAACUUCCAAGGUGUUUUUAGAGUUAAUUUGAAGUGCCCCAUAUCAAAUUUCAACAGCAGUACAGCGUUCUAUGGUCACAGA